Molecule: messenger RNA, 1467 nt
Organism: Leptosia nina
Lineage: Eukaryota; Metazoa; Arthropoda; Insecta; Lepidoptera; Pieridae
Source: the annotation of a GenBank genome assembly
AUGGUGAAAAAAAUGUAUGAUGUAAACGCAAAUACCAAUAAGAAAUAUGGCAGCAAGCACAACCAAGUAUUAAUGUCUAUAGUCGUAUGCAUGCCAAUACUCGCUUACGGUACAGCAAUGGGCUGGAUAUCCCCAAACAAAGAGCUUCUCAUGAGCGAGGCCUCACCAUCUCAUCGGCCGUUGACUGAAGAGGAAGUAUCCUGGAUGGCUUCCAUCAUGUUCAUUUUCGCGCCAAUAGCGGUUUUCGUCUAUGGUGUGGCGGCAGAUAGAUUUGGAAGAAAGAAUGCUUUGCUGUGUGCUUCAUUCCCAAUAUCUAUAGGAUGGGCCGUAAAACUGAUAUGUGCACAUCCUAUAGCCUUAAUUGGGGCCCGGGCCCUUAUUGGAUUCGGUUCCGGCGGGGCCUUCGUCGUCUGCCCGCUCUACGUCAAGGAAAUCAGCGAAGACAGCAUCAGGGGAAUGACUGGGACAUUUAUUAUAUUCUCUCAGACAGCUGGAAACCUGCUCGUUUUUAUCCUGGGGGACUUGCUGCCGUUUACCGCAGUUUUAUGGAUUUUACUGGCGAUACCACUUAUCCACUUCUGCAUUUUGCUGAGGUUGCCAGAAACACCGUCAUUCCUGGUCAAAUGUGGACGAAACGAGGAGACGGCUAAAGUAUUAAGCUGGCUGCGAUCAGUUCCACAGACUGACAGUUCGAUUAUUGAAGAAGUGGACAGGCUGAUCAUUGAACAAACCACGUCGGAGCCAAAAUUCUCACCUAAACUAUUAUUUAGCGAUAAAACAACACUCAAAGCGUUUUGGGUUGCUCUAAUCGUGAAUCUGACCCGGGAAUUCUGCGGCUGCAUAGCUGUGCUGGUCUACGCAAGCCACAUUUUCGCUGAAGCGGGAAAGGAUCCGGGUUCCAGUAUUGUAUUAUCGCCGAACAAACAGUCCAUAGUGUUAGCUGCUGUACAAAUAGUUGGGUCCUUUCUGGCAUGUCAGCUUGUUGAUCGGGCAGGACGAAAGCCGCUGCUAGGCGUUACGAGCGUAGUGGCCGGGUUUAGUAUGUGCCUCCUUGGGGUGUGGUUCUACCUCCAAAGCAUUGGUGUAUCUCUACCGGGCUGGAUUCCCAUAGUGGCGCUUUGUGUCUGUAUAUUUGCUGAUGCUUCUGGAUUGCAACCGCUGCCAUUUGUCAUUAUGACUGAAAUGUUCAAUUUCCAGCUCCGAGGAACUGUAGCGACCCUGAUAAUGGCGAUUUCAUUGGCAACCGACUUCGCUUUACUGAAACUAUUCGCGCCACUCAACACGUGGAUAGGCUAUCAUUCCACAUUUUGGAUGUUCAGCAUAAUUUGCCUCUCAAACGUCUUUUACAUAACAUUCUGCGUCCCCGAGACGAAAAUGAGGAGUUUGGAGGACAUCUACGCGGAUUUGGAGGGAAGGGGAGGAAAAGGAAAGAAGCAAGAAAAUGUUGUCGAGACCAAUCAUGUGUAG